CUCCCUACUUGAUUCCAGCUCGAUUUGACUCUCUUCACAACUUCCUCGCGACCAUGUCAUCCGCACCCUUGAACCCUCUCGAGGUCCCACCAUAUCUGGUCCAGCCGUUGAUUGAGAGCAUACCUGGAGGCAGUAGCUCAACGACGAUAACGUGUGCCCAAGCCUUAGGGUCCGAGCUGUACAUUGGAUGUUCAAAUGGCGAACUGCUACGGUAUGCGCUCCAAGCAGAUGACCCCACGAAGUUAGAGUCGUACACCCUCCAGUCGCGCCAAACGUUGAUCGCAGACAAGCCGGUGGAUGAAGUUGUUAUCGUCCCAUGCAUAUCUAGGGCCUUGAUUCUUUCCGACCACCAAAUCCAUUUCUAUACUAUUCCGUCAUUAGACCCCGUACCCAACAUCAAACCGAUCCGAAACGUCGUAACGUUCGCUGUGGACCAGCAGCAUCUCCAGCGCCCCGCUCCCUCUCCCUCUGACCCCCCGUCCAAAACUGAGCAAGUCGAGUUCUGCGCUAUCAAACGGAACAACAUUCAGCUCUACGUUAUACGAGAGCGCCCUAUCUUCCAGAAAGAGAUCCCACUUCCCGAUGGGGCCACUGUUGCACGUCGCACAGGGCAAUAUCUGUGUGCUGCCGAUAAUGCGUACUACAGCGUAAUCAAUCUCGAGGCUGCUUCGAUGCUUUCGGUCCUGCCGGUCUCUCAGGCUGAAGACUCGGGACCUGUCAAGCCGUUCAUCACCGUCAUCAGUGAAAAUGAGUUCCUCAUACUGUCUUGGACGGGAGCAAGUACGCUUGGCGUGUUCAUCACGGGUGAUGGGGACCCUGUACGCGGAACGCUGGAGUGGCCAAGGCAUCCGGAGGCUGUCUGUCUUGAUUAUCCCUAUAUCACGACGCUCAUGCAAACGGGGGCGGUCGAGAUCCACAACGUGGAGACGCAGAUUAUCGCACAAGUUGUAUCGGCUCCGGAGCCAGGGUCUCAGGAUGCAAGUGUGAAUAUGUCGCGAAUGGGUUUGAAGGCUUGCUUGGGUGGGUAUAUGGUUCCGACUUCUCAGCGGACAGACAAGAUGCGAUUGAAAUCGGUUCGCCUCAUCCGCCAUCCUCCCGAGAAGCCGUCAGAUCCUUCCCCCGAAUCCGAACCCGAGCACGAGGAGGUGGAGGGAUACGCUGUCGAGGAUAGUCAGAUAGAACCCCAGGAAAUAUGA
Messenger RNA from Coniophora puteana RWD-64-598 SS2, 1196 nucleotides. RefSeq lists its product as uncharacterized. NCBI's taxonomy places the organism in Eukaryota, Fungi, Basidiomycota, Agaricomycetes, Boletales, Coniophoraceae. The transcript is spliced from 6 exons. Bases 54 to 1196 code for a protein of 380 amino acids. The record is from RefSeq and is a predicted model, not a curated record. Gene Ontology annotation, biological process: endosomal vesicle fusion; autophagy; vesicle-mediated transport. Gene Ontology annotation, cellular component: fungal-type vacuole membrane; cytoplasm.